Molecule: messenger RNA, 2174 nt
Organism: Drosophila bipectinata
Lineage: Eukaryota; Metazoa; Arthropoda; Insecta; Diptera; Drosophilidae
Gene: Pbp95
Product: proximal sequence element A Pbp95
Biological process (GO): snRNA transcription by RNA polymerase II; snRNA transcription by RNA polymerase III
Cellular component (GO): snRNA-activating protein complex
Molecular function (GO): RNA polymerase III type 3 promoter sequence-specific DNA binding; RNA polymerase II cis-regulatory region sequence-specific DNA binding
Source: RefSeq, a predicted model, not a curated record
GCAAAUUGCAUUUCAUAUAAACAAAUCCCUGACCCCCGAUGGAUGGCAUAGAGGAUUUUCAGCUGAACCAGCACCAGCUGGUGUCGGAAAUAAAUAGGUUGAUACGUAGCACCCAGGCACCGACCGACAUUAAUGCCCUUUUGCUGAAUCAAGAGCUGCAACGCCGGUUGCACCAGGUGAGGGACAAGAUCCUGCAUCUUCUCCAGAUUGUAAAGGCUCGCUACGACCGGAAUCAGGAAAUCUUGAAGCGUCGCAUGCAGCCUCGAUCCCGAUAUGGCCAGGAAAAUCUUUCUUUAAGCGGUGCCAUUCUGCGUAAAGGCACCUUUCACUUCAAAGGAAACCUCUACUUCCGGGAUAUUGAUGGUCGCAGUUGCCCCAACAAUGAGGACUACGAUAGUCGGUGUCUAACAGAAAUGUUUCCUACCGAUUUCGAUAUGCGAUCUCGGCAUGUCUGGACUUUACUCGACAAAAAGAAUGUUAUCAUGGGCAUUAAACAGCAACUGCUGGAUCAUUGUAAGGACCAAGAUAAACCCUCAAUUAAACGUAAGCGAAGACCAAUUGAACGGCAUGUACAAUCGUUAGCUAGCCUUUUGGGUUCCGCGGACAGCAACUUUAGCAUCGAUUGGAAUCAGAUCAGUAUCAUUGAUCUGGAGUAUCGCCACUCGGCCUAUAGUUGCGAGGCAAUGUGGCGAUUUUACCUGCACCCAGAUCGCAAUCGUGGAGAAUGGACGCAGGAGGAAGAUGAUAACUUGCUUGCAGUGGCGACGGCCAACGGGAUGCAGAAUUGGGAAGUGAUAGCCUCAUACACCGAUCGGCGAUCUGACUACCAGUGUUUCGUUCGAAUCAACACAAACCUGCGGCACUUAAUCGAGCCUAGCACCGGGAACCGAUGGACUGAAGAGGAAAACGACAGACUCCGGACGAUGGUGCAAAAGCAUUCGGUGAAUGGCAUUACUAAUUGGAACAAAGUUUUGGAAUAUUUUCCAGGCAGGUCAAAGUCAACGAUAAUCGGUCGAUACAUGUAUGUUCUGCAUCCCAGCAUUAGUCAUGCACCCUUUACCGCCAAGGAAGAUAUGAUGCUAUUCGCUGCAGUUGAAGAGUACAAUGGGAAAUUUAACUGCUUUCCGCGCUCACUCUUCCCAAAUCGAUCCCUUGCGCAACUACGAACGCGCUAUCACAACACGCUGGCUCAACGGAACAAGACCGACGCAUGGUCUGUGGAGGACGACAACCGGUUGAUGGAAUUCGUUACUGAAAACGGUACCUCCCAGUGGCUGAGCUGCGCCACUUUCCUGGGCAACCACUCGCGUACCAGUUGCCGAACCCGUUUCCUGGUCAUUAAGAGAUUUCUGGAACAGAACCCGACGGCAUCGGUAGAGGACUUGCCGCGGCGCAGAUCGCGGAAAGUGGCCUCGGUUACUGCCGAAAAUUGGGCGCAGUGCUUGCAGGAAUGGCAGGAGGAUCCAGAUUCGAUCGCCAAAAUGGAAAUUAAACCCAAAUCCCGGGCAAAAAGACCAAAGAUAACCAAACCAAAUAAUCCUAAAAUGGGAAAAGUUGAAGCAGAGUUCCAUGACUACUUCAAGUAUGGUUACAACUUGCAGUUGCUAACUCCAGUGACCUUUUCGUUGCCCAAAGAUAAGUCGAAUCUCGCCUAUGCAGCCAAAGCUUUAAGUUACUAUCCACCGGUUCGGCCCCAGCCCAUAUUAGGGGCUUCUAUGCCUGAAGAACUGCAAGAAAGCUACAAUCAAAUGAUGGGUGAACUACCGGAGGAAAGGAUACAUCUGAAAAGUACGCUCCUCCCGCCUAACUGGUCCACAAUGAUGGGAUUUCGAGCUCUCUGCAUUCUUUCCGGAGACUGUCGCAAGAUGCCGGAAAAAGAUCUUGUCUACAACGAAUCCGAUCCACCUAUUCAGCUGUUUAGACAGAGACUGAGGGCACUCUUCUAUAGAACCACUUUACUGAGUCGUUUGGAAUCGCAGCUUUUCACCCAACUGCCCAGCUGCUUACGGGCGUUACCAAGACCCACACCGAAGUUUGUUCAAAUGGGAGAGAACGUAAACUGUGCCUAUAACACGCCAAAGGAAACCCUCAAAUCGGAACCGCUGAGCGAAGACGAAACUGCUGUCACAGUGACUAUGAAGGAAGAAACAGAAGUAGAGUACAUAGUACCCUAG